Messenger RNA from Tripterygium wilfordii, 1268 nucleotides. RefSeq names its product probable pectin methylesterase CGR2. Bases 246 to 1019 code for a protein of 257 amino acids. The transcript has 6 exons. Gene Ontology annotation, biological process: pectin metabolic process. Gene Ontology annotation, molecular function: methyltransferase activity. The record is from RefSeq and is a predicted model, not a curated record. Lineage: Eukaryota; Viridiplantae; Streptophyta; Magnoliopsida; Celastrales; Celastraceae.
GAAACACACAAAACCCAGUCAUUCUCUGCCUCUCUGUCUCUCACUCAAUGCAUUACACCUCACACGCAAUUCGGAUCUAGAUCAUGCUUCUGGUUCCGAAUCACGCGGUUCCAUGGAUACCCAGCUAAUCCUCCUCUUCAUAUCCUCUUGUAGCGUGUUCUUUCACGGGAUCUACAUCUCCAAAAUCACUCCUUCAUAAUUUUUAGGUGGCUUACACGAAUUCGUCAGUCAAAUUAAUUGAACCCAUGUCGAGGAGGCCAGGGAAUCCUGCUCGUCGAUAUGCUGACGGCGGUCUUUACUCGUCUAAGUCACGAUCCUCCCCGUUACUGUCCGUCGGGCUCAUUGUCCUUGGAGGAGUACUUGUUAUUCUUUAUCUGUCGAGAGGGUCAGGUGGGAUACGUAGCAAAGAGGCUCUUAGUCAAGUAGAAGGUGAUUUUUCAUGCACAUCAGAGGUUCAACGUGCAAUCCCAGUUUUGAAGGAGGCAUAUGGUGAUAGGAUGCGCAAAAUUUUGCAUGUUGGUCCUGAUACUUGCUCUGUGGUCUUUAAGUUGUUAGAUGAGAAGGAAAUUGAAGCUUGGGGUGUAGACCCAUAUGAUAUUGAGGAUGCUGAUAAUCACUGCAAAGCGCUGGUGCAAAGAGGCUUUGUGCGUGUGGCUGAUAUCAAGUUUCCUCUUCCCUAUAAGCCAAACUCUUUCUCUCAUAUAAUUGUGUCAGAUGCAUUGGAUUAUCUGUCACCAAAGUACCUUAACAAAACCCUCCCAGAUUUUGCGAGGGUAUCAUCUGAUGGUAUCAUAAUAUUUACAGGUUAUCCACGUCAGCAGAAAAAUAAAGUUGCAGAUGUGUCCAAAUUCGGUAGGGCGGCUAAAUUGAGGAGCUCAACGUGGUGGGAACGAUUUUUCGGUCAGACUAGCUUAGUAGAAAAUCAACAUGCUGCUAAGAAGUUCGAGGAAGUUGCAACAAAGAAUUCUUACACUCCAAAAUGUCAAAUUUUCCAUCUCACCAUUUCAAGGUUGAAAUGAAAAUUUUCUUCUCACAUUCCCUUUUUAGUCUACUUCAACUAUUAUUUUCCAUUUAUUAUAGUCAGCAUUAUACUUAUUUUGUAAUCUAACUACAAUUUUUCGCUUUGGGGGUUGAAUUGUUGCUUGUAAGUGAAGCAUAAACCAUUAUGGUUUUUGCUCAUAACAUAUACCACAGCAGCUAUGGCCUCCUUUAUUGCAUAAAAUGUAUGCAUUCUAUGCGAGUUUUGCCAUAUGUGGCUUGUUACUCUU